This is a messenger RNA of Paramecium sonneborni, 497 nucleotides long. The record is from the annotation of a GenBank genome assembly. NCBI's taxonomy places the organism in Eukaryota, Ciliophora, Oligohymenophorea, Peniculida, Parameciidae.
AGAUGAUAUUUGUGGUUGGAGUUGUAAACUAAAACAAUAUUAAUAAAAAUAUAUUUGAAUAUAUUUCUACUGAAUUUUAGAGUAAUGAAGAAAAAAAAUAGAAAGAAUAAUUAUAAAAAGACUUGAAAACUACAGAAUAGGAACUUUCAAAGCAUAAUAAUGCACUUCUUAUUAAAAUUGAUAUUUUUCAUUUUGCUGUAUUAGUCUAUCCUAAUCCUAAUAAUUCAUACUGUUUAAGAAGUGAGGAUCUAGAAAAUUUAACUUUCUUUGAUUCAUUUCUACAAUAAAUUGAAUUCUAUGAAAAUAUUUUAGGCUAAUUAAAAUUUGUAUAAAAUAACUGGAUAAUCAAUCAAUUUCAAGAUAAUUAAAUUCUUUUCUAAAAAGUUAAUCGUUAUCCUGACUUUUUUUAAUUAAGAAUUGGAUAGACUAUUUUAGUGAGAAGUAAGAAAGCAAGCCUAAAUAUAAGUAUAAAUUCAGUAGAUUAAAUUUAUGAUUGA